AUGGUCUUUCAGGACCACGAGGUGCUGUACAUGCUCCGGCUCUUUGAGCGCAUGAUCACCUUCCGGAAGAGCCUCCACCUGGCCGAGCCCGCGUUGCCCCUGCGCUACUACCUGACGGGCCUGGUGCUGGUCAGCGCGAUGCAGAAGAAGGAGAAGCUGGCACUGAUCUUCGAGGCGUUUGACAGCGACUACGACGCCUGUCUGCUCUACAGCCAGGUCCAGGAAAUGUGCCACGUGAUCUGCGUCCUGAAGGCACAUGGGAGUCGGAGAGCGGACUGCUAA
This is a messenger RNA of Symbiodinium natans, 282 nucleotides long. The record is from the annotation of a GenBank genome assembly. NCBI's taxonomy places the organism in Eukaryota, Dinophyceae, Suessiales, Symbiodiniaceae.